Molecule: messenger RNA, 396 nt
Organism: Botrytis fragariae
Lineage: Eukaryota; Fungi; Ascomycota; Leotiomycetes; Helotiales; Sclerotiniaceae
Exons: 3
Coding region: 1-396 (131 amino acids)
Source: RefSeq, a predicted model, not a curated record
AUGCGUGUGACUUCCACGGUUUUAGAAUAUAUGAGAUAUGAGACCGACAGAUUGCUUGAUAGACAGAAUCGAUUGUCUGUAGGGGUUCACAGAUCUCGUGGCAAAAGUAAUUUUGCAACCAAAUCUGGUCCAACCGAAUACCAAAACACUGGAAUAGGACAGAUGAAAAUUCCUCCUUUUGGCCGCACAUAUACUGUAAUUAGGUCGAUCGCCAUCAUCUUAAUGACGCGUAUGUUUAAGGCUGAGGCGCAGAAGAGAAAAAGAAAACACAAUGAUGGAAUGCCACCAGAUCUCUUCAAGAAUUUACAGAUGACAAUCGAUGGGCCACUUGAUCUGCGAUCGACAGCCAUACAACGAUACUCUCGAACGGCCACAGAUCCCGAGGCGGACUAUUAA